Equus quagga is the source of this 1833-nucleotide messenger RNA. RefSeq names its product DEAD-box helicase 28 (gene DDX28). Gene Ontology annotation, molecular function: nucleic acid binding; ATP binding; RNA helicase activity. Gene Ontology annotation, cellular component: mitochondrion. The transcript has a single exon. Gene Ontology annotation, biological process: mitochondrial large ribosomal subunit assembly. The record is from RefSeq and is a predicted model, not a curated record. The coding region runs from base 1 to 1623 and encodes 540 amino acids. Lineage: Eukaryota; Metazoa; Chordata; Mammalia; Perissodactyla; Equidae.
AUGGCUUUGGCACGGCCGCCGGGGUUCUUGUCGCUGGCAGCUCGGUUGCUUCUGGCGCCUCGACGGGACCUGGCGGUCCGCGGUCCCGACGAGCCCCUGCCGGUGGUGCGCAUCCCGCGGGCUCUACUGAGACGGCAGGAACUGCGGCAGAGUGGGCGGCGGAGUCCCCCGCGGCUGGUGCUAGUGCGACCUGGCCCGCUGCUGAUCUCGGCGCGGCGGCAGGAGUUGAACCAGCCGGCGCGCCUCACGCUGGGCCGUUGGGAGCGCGCGCCGCUCGCUUCGCGUGGCUGGAAGAAUCGGCGCGCCCGCCAGGACCACUUCUCCAUCGAGCGCGCGCAACACGAAGUACCAGCGCUACGGAACCUAUCAUCUGAGGACGGCUUUGCCGAUCUGGGUCUGGAGCCUCGCCUGCUGCACGCGCUACAGGAAGCUGCUCCCGAAGUCGUUCGGCCUACAACCGUACAGUCGAGCACCAUCCCCUCACUACUUCGCGGCCGCCACAUCCUUUGCGCUGCAGAAACUGGCAGUGGCAAGACCCUCAGCUACCUACUACCUCUGCUUCAACUGCUCUUGAGCCGGCCACGCUUGGACUCCCAGCGUAUCCCUGCUCCUCGAGGCCUGGUCCUUGUGCCUUCUCGAGAGUUAGCCGAACAGGUCCGUGCCGUGGCCCAGCCCUUGGGCAGCUCCCUGGGCCUUCAGGUGCGGGAGCUAGGGGGAGGACAUGGCAUGAGUAGAAUCAAGCUGCAACUGUCCAAACAACCUCCAGCAGAUGUACUAGUGGUCACUCCGGGAGCUCUGUGGAAGGCCCUGAAAAGACAACUGAUCAGCCUGGAGCAGCUCUCCUUCUUGGUGUUGGAUGAGGUAGACACACUGCUGGAUGAAAGCUUCCUGGAACUAGUGGACUACAUCUUGGAGAAGAGCCAUAUAGCGGAAGGCCCAGCUGAUUUAAAAGACCCCUUCAAUCCCAAAGCUCAGUUAGUGCUGGUGGGGGCCACAUUUCCCGAAGGUGUAAGCCAGCUGCUGAGUAAAGUUGCCAGCCCAGACUCUCUAACCACUAUCACCAGCUCCAAGCUCCACUGUGUCAUGCCUCAUGUCAGACAGACAUUUAUGAGGCUGAAGGGAGCAGAGAAGGUGACUGAGUUGGUACAGAUCCUCAAGCAGCAUGACAAAGCAAAUAGGACUGGCCCCUCAGGAACAGUUCUGGUAUUCUGUAAUAGCUCCAGCACUGUGAACUGGCUAGGCUAUAUUCUAGAUGACCACAAAAUCCAACACCUCAGGCUGCAGGGACAAAUGCCAGCCUCAAUGAGGGCAGGUAUCUUCCAACGCUUCCAAAAGGGCUCCCGAGACAUACUUCUCUGCACAGACAUAGCUUCUCGGGGCUUGGACAGCACCCACGUGGAGCUGGUUGUCAAUUAUGAUUUCCCCCUCACCUUGCAAGACUACAUCCACAGAGCGGGGAGGGUGGGCCGUGUGGGAAGCGACGUGCCAGGAACAGUCAUUAGCUUUGUGACCCAUCCCUGGGAUGUGAGCCUGGUUCAGAAGAUUGAGCUGGCAGCUCGCCGGAGGAGAAGCCUUCCAGGACUAGAGUCCUCAGUGAGAGAGCCUUUGCCCCAGCAAACCUGAUUACAGCUGGCUUAAAUAUGAUGCCGUAACAGAGAUCUUUCCCUGAGCCCUGGGUGGGUGAGUACACUUGUCAGCAGGAUGUGUUGGGCUGCCCAGUCAUCUCCCCAAAGGCCUGGUAAGCUGCUGGCCAGCACGGGAGGGUGAACUUCUGAGCAUGGCUCUCUGUCAUCUUUCCUAUGACUCAUGAAAAAUAAAGUAGAUUUUGGCUUG